ACCGCCUUGAAGAUUUUACAUCCGGUGUCCUAACCCCGGAAGCGGCUGCUCGUGAGGGAAGGCGCGAUGGCGGCGGUGAACGAGGAGGACGGCGCCUGGCCGGAGGUGACGGACUCCGGCCGGCGGGAGCUGAGCCUGACGGCGGGGCCGGAGCUGGAGCGGCGCGUGCGUGCGGCGGGGGGCCGGCUGCCGUCGGCCCUGGGCUCGCUGGGGGCGUCGCUUCGCUCGCUGGAGGUGCGCGGCGGCUGCGCCUGCCUGAGGGAGCCGGGCCCGGCCCUGGGGCGGCUGACGGGGCUGCACACGCUGGCGCUGCCCGGCUGCGCGCUCGGCCCGGCGGGGCUGGCCCAGGCAGCGCGCCUCCUCCCGCCCACCCUCCGCGUCCUCGACCUCUCGGGCAACGCGCUGGAGGAGCUGCCCCCCGAGUUGGGCGGCGCCGAGGCCGGGGCGGGCGAGGCCAGAGGGAGCGCCGGCGCCCUGCCCGAGCUGCGCCUGCUCAACCUGCGCCGCAACCGCCUGCGCCAGCUGGGGCCCGGCCUGGCCCUCCACGCCCCGGCCCUGCAGGAGCUGCUGCUCGGCGGGAACUGCCUGCGCGCCCUCCCCGGGGGCCUCCUGCCCGCGCCCAGCCGCGCCCCGCCCUUGCCCCUGCUCGGCACCCUCGAAGCCGCCGGCAACGAGCUGGAGGAGCUCGGCCCCGAGAUCGCCCGCCUGGUCGGCCUCAAGACCUUGGACAUCUCCAAUAACAAACUGUCUGAAAUCCCUGCGGAGUUAGCAGACUGUCCAAAGCUGAAAGAUGUCAAUCUGAAAGGCAAUGCCCUGAAAGACAAACGCCUUGAGAAGAUGGUAAACAGUUGCCAGACAAAAUCCAUCUUGGAGUAUUUGCGAGUUGGAGGGCGAGGGAGCGGCAAAGGGAAAGGAAAACAGGAUGGCGCAGACAAAGAGGAGGCUCGGCGGAAGAAGAGAGAGAAGCCAAAGAAAAAAGCAAAUAGUGAUUCGGAAGAUGACGAGACAGAAGAGGCACAGAAGCUGCUGGUCAGAGUGCUCCACAUCUCCGAGAAUCCAGUUCCAGUAAUUGUGAAAGCCAACCCAAGAGUCAAAGAAGUCCGUCCCUAUAUCGUGUGCUGCGUGGUGAAAGGAAUGGACUUCCAGGCAGGCAAUGCUUUGAAGAGGUUUCUUUCUCUUCAGACCAAACUCCACGAGGACAUCUGUGACAAGCGAACGGCAGCCACCAUCGCCACUCAUGAUUUGCGACUGGUUAAAGGUCCUCUCCUGUAUGAUGCUCGACCUCCAGACGAUUUGAAGAUUGCUCCCUUGGGCCGGAAAGAGAUCAAGGCAAAAGACCUCCUGCGCCAGCUGCAGUUAGAAGCUGAUGAGCAGAGGAAGCAGAAGAAGAGGCAGAACAUUUCUGGGCUGCACAAAUACCUUCAGUUGCUAGAUGGGAAAGAGAAUUACCCCUGCCUUAUAGAUGCUGAGGGUGCUGUGAUUUCGUUCCCACCCAUCACAAACAGUGAGAAGACAAAGCUUGGAAAGACAACUUCCGAUGUCUUUCUGGAGGUGACAAGUGCCGCCAGCCUACAGAUUUGUAAAGAUGUGAUGGACACUCUCCUUCUGAAAAUGGCAGAGCUGAACAAGUUCACUGCUGAGAAUAAGGAUGGGGAAGUGAGUUCUGAUCCCGAAUCAAACGAGAUUCUCCCAUGCAAAAACUCGGCCCUCAAAGAAGUUCCCAAGAAUUCCCCACUAAUGCUGGAACAGGUUCGGGUGGUCGACAUGGAUGGCAACUUAAAGGUCCUUUACCCUUCAAAAACUGAUCUCAGUACAGUCUCGUCUCUCCUCACUGUAAUUCAUUAAGCACCAAUGGUUUCCUCGCCACACAGCUUCUUUUUGAGGGCUCGGGUGUAUAUUCUACCAUAGCCUUGUUUUGCAACAUUUUCAUGUUGUACAUCACUGCUUUCCUUUGCAGAGGAUUCAGGCAGCGGAAUGGGAUGUUGUAGGUCUCGUGGAAGAUUCCAAGGCUGCUUUGGUUCAUCAAACGUAACUAACCUCAUGCCCAAUCCUGGAAGCAACACAGAUUGCUCUUGGAUCACGGUGCUGAACCAUAUUUAUUUUUACACAAUAAUGGUAUUGCCCCCGGGGAACUCAAGCUUCAUUGGUGCAUUGUCUCACAAUAACAGCCCUGUUUGGCAACUCCCUUUUUGACAUGGGAGGAGCAGGCAAAAGCCAACAUUGCUGACUCUCUCCUGACCAGCCAAGGGCUCUUUAACCUCCUCCUCUCCAGUGUAAAAAGAAACAGCCAGGGCUUUCACAGAGUGUUACACAGUUGCUCCAUCCUGUGUGUGAACACGGAUUUGUGUAAGGGGAGACAUCAUCCAAAGCCUCUUGACACUGUUAGCCCUCUUACGUUGCUCUCUCUGCUAGUUAAGGUGAAUUUGAUUGUUGCAUAAGGGGGAGUGGGAGGAGAAUCCCUGGGACGGGAGGCUCUGGUGGCAGCAAAGUAAAAGCCUUCAUGCCCAUUGGUUCAGUUCCUAAGCUGCUGCAGGCAAGGAAUCAAAUGACUGACAUGUAGUUUUGAAAGCAAGUUUGGUUUGUGUCAUGAAAAGGUGGCUUCUGCUUGCCCCUGGGUCCAUUGCGCGACACUCUUUUGACCUAUGAAGUCAAAAUCACAUGGGAUGCCCGCCAGUGGGAGCAUCCUGAAAAGCCUCAUGGUUUCUCUUCUUCGUGUGUUGCCAGGCAGCAUAAGAUGAAGCCACAGAAGCACAGUGGCUGGAGCAUGAACCGGGCCUGUGAGCUUGUGUUUCUUGAACUAGCAGCUUCCACCUCGCCCCAAACACUUCCCCCUAGUAAACCACUUUUCACACGCAUGAUCCUUUCAGAAGUUGGAGAUCGCAACAAAGCGGGGAUCAGAAUCUGUCAUUUGAAGAGAACUCAAACGUCCCGCUCUUGAGCAUGCCUAAAGUACCUUUUUAACAUCCUGUUUCUAGCACUUACUGGAUCGCAUGGAGAAAUAUGUCCAACAAAUGGUGUCAAAAGAUUAGGAAUAAAAUUGGAAAUACAAACUCA
Molecule: messenger RNA, 3054 nt
Organism: Eublepharis macularius
Lineage: Eukaryota; Metazoa; Chordata; Lepidosauria; Squamata; Eublepharidae
Gene: LRRC47
Product: leucine rich repeat containing 47
Exons: 7
Coding region: 67-1845 (592 amino acids)
Biological process (GO): phenylalanyl-tRNA aminoacylation
Molecular function (GO): protein binding; phenylalanine-tRNA ligase activity; RNA binding
Source: RefSeq, a predicted model, not a curated record